GUCAGGCUGGUGAAUGGGACUAACCUGUGCUCAGGCCGACUGGAGGUGAAGUCUAACCAGUCGUGGUUCUCAGUGUGUGAGGCGGACUUCGACCUGCAGGAUUCAGAGGUGAUCUGUAGGGAGCUUGGUUGUGGAGGUUCUCCGGUCAUCCAGGCGACGCAGUAUGAGGCUCCAGUGUUGACCAAAGAGUUCCGCUGUGGAGGCCAUGAGUCGACUCUCCUGGACUGUGGAAGCUCAGAUAAGGACAUCUGCUCCUCUGGCAAAGCUGUUCAACUCACCUGUUCAGAGCCGGCUGAUGUCAGGUUGGUCGGAGGAGCCAGCCAAUGCACUGGCACUCUGGAGAUGAAACAAUGGGGUGAAUGGAAACCAGUGGUGGAGGACUACUGGAGCCUGAGGUCAGCAGGUUAUGUGUGUGGACAGUUGGACUGUGGCUCUGUUAUUUCAACCAGAAGAAGAGAAGACACCUCACCUAGACAUAUGUGGCAACUCAAAUCUGACUGCGAUGAAUCUUUGCUGACGAAAUGUUUCAGAAGACCUGUACAUUCCUCUUUCAUCCUGGAGAUAACCUGCUCAGACUCCAUCCGGCUGAUGAAUGGGACUGACCUGUGCUCAGGCAGACUGGAGGUGAAGUCUAACCAGUCAUGGUCCUCAGUAUGUGAAGAUGACUUCGACCUGCAGGAUGCGAAGGUGGUCUGUAGAGAGCUUGGCUGUGGGGAGCGUUCAGUCUUCAGGGGGGAACUUCAUGGAGAAGUGGAGACUGGAUGGAUGAACAUGUUCAAUUGUGAAGGGCAUGAGUCUGCUCUCCUGGACUGUGGACGCUCAGGGUCAACUAGAAACACCUGCUCAACUGGCAAAGCUGUUGUACUCGCCUGCUCAGACCGUAAUGAUGUGAGGUUGGUGGGAGGAGCUAGCGACUGCGCCGGUAGACUGGAGAUGAAACACCAAGAAGAGUGGAAAGUGGUGAUUAGUGAUUCCUGGAGUCUGAAGGAAACAGCUAUAAUAUGCAGAUGGUUGGACUGCGGCUCGCCUGUUUCGGCAGUGAAGAGAGAGGAUUCCUCAGAGCGGCCUGCGUGGUACAUCAAAUACUCCUGUGUUCAGUCUCAAUCUACAGUGAGGGAGUGUGUGACAACAAGGAACUAUACUUAUUAUGACAUCCUGGAAAUCACCUGCUUAGAGUCUGUCAGGCUGGUGGAUCAAUCUGUUUCCUGUUCAGGCAGAUUGGAAGUGAAGUCUAACCUGUCGUGGUCUUCAGUGUGUGAAGAUGACUUUGACUGGCAGGAUGCAGAGGUGGUAUGUAGGGAGCUUGGGUGUGGGGCACCUUCAGUCCUCCAGGGGGUGCUCUAUGGAAAAGUGGAGGCUGCCGUCUGGACUGAAGAGUUCCAGUGUGAAGGCAAUGAGUCUGCUCUGCUGGACUGUGAAGGGUCCGGCUCAGUGAGGAAGACCUGCUCACCAAAUAAAGCUGUUGGACUCACCUGCUCAGGUGAUACCAGGUUGGUGGGAGAGCCCAGUCGCUGUGCUGGAUUUCUGGAGAUGAAAAACCGGGGCGAGUGGAGACCAGUGACUGACUCAGAUUCUGCAUGGGACCAGAAGUCUGCAGCUGCAGUGUGUGCACAGCUGGUUUGUGGUUCUGCUGUUUCAACGAGGAGAUCAGAUGAUUUUCCAUACAGAGUUGUGUGGUGGAUCAAGUCUCCUUGUGUCCAGUCAGCAUCUUCCCUGCAGGAGUGUCUAAGGGAGAUCGGUAUAGAUGAAUGCCACACUGGCCUGGAAGUGAUAUGCUCAGAUUUGCUGGCUCAACCAGUCAUCUCCCUCUCUCCCUCCACUGACGGGGUCUCUCAGGGCAAGCAGCAGGGGUCUCAGGUGCUCCUGGGCUCCAACUUCACCAUCAGGUGCUCUGUCCAACCUCAGUAUGAAGGAGGCACGUUCCAGCUUGUCUUCAACACCUCGGCCACAGUGCAGAACUACACCCUGCCGGCUGUCAAUCACUCUGCCCAUUUCCUGUUUUCUGCCGCAGACCACACCCACCCAGGGGAAUACAGAUGUCUUUAUCAUGUCUACGUUUUCUCUCAAAACUUCUCCUCUGAAAGCCGGCCACUCUAUCUCUAUGAAGCAGAAGACGUCGAUCGUCAGCCCUGGAGUGGUUUUGGUUGCGAACUCAGCGGGGGUUUUGGCCUCUUCCUCUCUGGGUUCAGCAAUGCGGGCCCGGUUGACUGGCUUCGGCGGGUGGUGACUGGCUUCGGCGUGUGGUUCGGCUGA
Messenger RNA from Scomber japonicus (chub mackerel), 2253 nucleotides. Its product is annotated as scavenger receptor cysteine-rich type 1 protein M130-like. The annotation marks the transcript as partial. Gene Ontology annotation, cellular component: membrane. The transcript is spliced from 8 exons. The record is from RefSeq and is a predicted model, not a curated record. NCBI's taxonomy places the organism in Eukaryota, Metazoa, Chordata, Actinopteri, Scombriformes, Scombridae.